AUGGCCAGCACGGCCGAUGAGCUGCGCCAGCAAUUCAGCUGGCCCAGUGACAUUCUCAGCCUUCUUCUGCUCAUCGGCGGCGACAUUGUGCAAACUGCAAUUGCUCAGCAAACGGGGUUUACGAUACGAGUACCGGGUUCAAAGAUCUUUGUCCCAGUCGCUCCCGUCUGUUUUUCAUUUGGUUGGGUUGCCUAUGGCUUCUCCAGUCUCCUCGCCGCGGUUGGAGAAAUGAGAUUGAUGCCCAAAAAUGAAAUCUCGUCAGUGCUUGUCAACUGCUCGAAUGGUUUUGCCCGGGAAGUCCAGUCAUGGGCCCUUGGCCGACUUCUCCGCGACCAUGAGAUUAGAUGUAGACACGAGUUUUCUCCUGAUGAUGGUGCUCCGCAUACCAGUAUCAGGAUUGACAUUUUUGAAGUCGGGCCCGUGUCGAGGCCUGACCUAGACUUCGUGUGGUGGCUUGGAUGGGCAACACUUCUUGUACAGCUUGGGAUUGCAAUUAUACCCCUGGCUCUGUACAACGACUGGGGAGUCUUGCUUGUUGCCCUCGGCGGCAACGUGCUUGUCGCUCUAACUUGCGCUUCACCUCAGUGGAACGAAGAGAAAUGGGCGGGUCGCCGACUAGAAAAGGAAAAAGUGACAUGUUUAACCCGUGGUAACGGCCAUAGUCAUGUCAUGGUCUUUAUAAGUAGCAAGGGUUCGUGGGACUUGGAAAGCCUCGCCACUGGUAUCGCUGCUUCUCAAAGAGUCGGAAUCCGAUGGAUAACGGUCAUACUGGCAAUGUUGUGGAGUCUUCUACUCAUCAGUGUGUCUGGAUUAAAAGAGCGGACGUGGUUCAUGAUCGGUAUCGGAGCAAUUGGUAUGCUACAGAACAUCUACGCCGCCGGAACGACCAGGCAGCCCGAGACCUCCGAUUUCCACCUGACCCCCUUCGCGCGGGCGCAGAUCAUUGUUGGCCGCCGAGGCCCUUUUGUGGAUGAAACUGACGCCAAUGUGGACUUGGAAGAAGACUGCCAGAAUCUGUCGGACUUGAGUGCAUGGGUAUCGAAUAAUGCAGCACAAGAGAAACAAAAUACCGCGACGUCCCAUCCCAUGCCAAAAUGGUUGGCAUCAAUGUCAAAAGUCGACGGGCUUCCUUCGUGGCUCGAGCCGAUCAAGCCAAUCAGUAUAGAGAGAGCUCAGACAUUGUCAAAGUGGAAAAAGCCUUCUGUAGCUAGCACUAGAGCCCCAGAGAUGAUAUACGCUAUAGGGGUCCAUGGAGCACUAAUUGAGCUUGAAAAGUGGGUACCCACGGCAGGUUUGUCACUUGUCAACAUCUUUUUCCCUGGGGGUUUGGAAUAUUCAGAACAAAACACGCGAAAUAACAUUCACAAAAAGUUCUGGAAAAGAGCAUAUCACACUCUGGAUUUGAGGAAGAAGGCAGAAGAAAAGAGAAGGAGUCCUGAAUUAUGA
Molecule: messenger RNA, 1446 nt
Organism: Pestalotiopsis fici W106-1
Lineage: Eukaryota; Fungi; Ascomycota; Sordariomycetes; Amphisphaeriales; Sporocadaceae
Exons: 1
Coding region: 1-1446 (481 amino acids)
Source: RefSeq, a predicted model, not a curated record